Plasmodium inui San Antonio 1 is the source of this 2151-nucleotide messenger RNA. Its product is annotated as translation initiation factor 3 subunit B. Lineage: Eukaryota; Apicomplexa; Aconoidasida; Haemosporida; Plasmodiidae. Gene Ontology annotation, molecular function: translation initiation factor binding; RNA binding; translation initiation factor activity. Gene Ontology annotation, biological process: translational initiation. The coding region runs from base 1 to 2151 and encodes 716 amino acids. The transcript has a single exon. The record is from RefSeq and is a predicted model, not a curated record. Gene Ontology annotation, cellular component: eukaryotic translation initiation factor 3 complex.
AUGGUGAAGGUCUCGGAGAGCGAACUGAGCGACAAGGCGCUGGAGGAAUUUCUGUCGGACGACAGUGACGAGGGGAAUGAGGAGCUGCUAAAUAAGAAGUAUACGGAGAAGGAAUCACUAAUCACGCUGGAAACCAAGUUCCCCAAAAUAGUAACCAUAUUGGGGAUUCCAAAGGUGGAGGAAGAGAAGCACAGCAGAUUGGCGGAGGUGUUGAAAAAAUUGUUCAUAAGGCAUCUGAAUGCAAAAAUAAGUGACUCCUCCUUGCUUAACAUAAAAAUAGACAUGCCAGUGGACGAAGAGAAGAAGACCAAAGGAAUCUGCUUCGUAACGUUUAACGACAGUUUCCAAGCAAACGAAGCGGUGAAGAUUCUGAACAAGCUAAAGCUCGAUGCGAAACAUGUGCUUACAGCUUCCAAAAUGGAUGACAUAGAAAAUAUCAUAAAUCGAGAUGAACACGUGAUGCCAAUUAACGUCGUUGGAUUUACGAGGGAAAAAAUCCGAUGGUGGUUAUAUGAUGAAAGGUGCAGAGAACAGUUCAUCGUGAGGUACGACUCUCAUUUUGAAGUGCAUUGGUUCGAUCCUCUGGAAAAAGAACCACAGCUCAUCUAUACCACGUAUAAAAAGAGUGCGCCAUUUUCUAGUGUCCAGUGGAGUAACCAAGGGUCCUACUUAGUCAGUUUUCACAAUCCAGGAAUAGCCCUCUGGGGAGGAGACAAUUUCGAGAAACUGAUUCGAAUGCAACAUAAGGGUGUGAAAGAGAUUAGCUUUUCUCCGAAUGAGAACUAUGUCCUGACAUGGGAUGGAACCCCUGCUUCGCUGAGAAAUGAAAAAUCAAUAUGUAUCUGGAGAGUCAUAACGGGGAAGUUGCUCCGUUCGUUUAUAACGCCUGAAUUUAGUGCAAGGGAUAAAAGCUAUAAUUACUUUCUGUGGAGUCCUGAUGAUAAGUACAUUGCUUGUAUAGGGAAACAGAAAGAGGUAUACGUAUAUGAAUUGCCUAGCAUGUUGCUGAUGGAAGAUCAUGAGAAGAAAAGGACUCCUCUCAAAUAUAGCUUCGUUAAAGAGUUCGAUUGGUCCCCUGUGGAUAACAUUGUCUCCAUAUGGAUCCCAGGGAGCAACGUCACUCCAGGGACGUUAAUCCUGGUUGAUAUACCAUCAAGAAAGGAGUUGGUGUCGAGAAAAAUCUACGACGUGGUGCAUGCAUCGAUUCACUGGCAAAGUAAGGGAGAUUACCUCUGUCUCAAAACGACCAUCGAGAAGAAGAUCAGCAAGAAGAGCAAGAAAGAAUUCACUCAGCUUGAAAUUUUCCGUAUCCGAGAAAAGAACAUCCCCGUUGACAAUAUCCAAAUUGAGGGAAUCAAGACGAAGCAGUUCCACUGGGAGGAGUCCAAUAGCAAUCGAUUCGCUUUAAUCGUUAGGGAUGAAGCAACGAGCAGACAGCAAAUCAGGUUCUACAAAAUUGAGAACAAAGGAACAGCUAGGAAUGCAAAAUGGACAAGCACAUUCGAUAUUAACAGCCAGAUGAACUUUAUGCGGUGGUCACCACAGGGGUCCUACUUCAUCUUAGCUUCAUUAGGAUCGGAAGGUCUCCUCUACUUCUGCUGUUUCAAUACCAAUGACGAAGUGGAAGUCAUACACAAAGAUGAGCACCUCUUAGCCAACUCCGCCUCAUGGAGCAACUGCGGAAGGUAUCUCGUAACAUCCGUAUCCAGUUCAGCCAACGCAGUGGGUACCAGCUACAGAGAAGAAAACAGUGAGACGGGAUUCUUCAUAUGGUCCUUCCAAGGCAGGUGCCUCAUGACCAUUAAGAAGCCAUCCUUCUUUCAGUUCUUCUUUAGACCACAUCCCAAAUCUCUCUUCAGUGACAAGCAAAAACUCGAUAUCAAGAAUAACCUAAAGGAUUACUCCAAAAAGUUUGACGUCAUGGAUGAGAAGGUUAGGAACGCUAAGCGAAAUCAACUCCUAUCGGACCGAAAAACUGUCGAAGCGUCAUUUAAUCAGAGAAUGGAGAAAGUCACUCAGCUUUUCCACUCCUUUAAGGAAUAUGAAGAAUUCAAGAAAAACUGGGAGCAGUUCGAGAGCCAGUUCGAGUGGGAGGAGAAGACCGUCGUAAUUGAGCAUGUCCUCUCCGUCAAACAGGAAAUAUUCGCCUAA